AUGUGGAUGUGUGGUUUGUUGCUGGGGUCUGACAUCAGGGGAGUGCUGCUUUUAAUUUUUGCUCUUCUCAUCAUAGCAUAUUUUCUGAAGAAAAAGGAUCCACCUAACUUUCCUCCGGGACCACCAACUCUCCCUCUCUUAGGAAAUGUCUUCAGCAUUGAUCCUAAACAACCUCACAUUUACCUAACCAAGCUAGCUGAUGUUUAUGGGAAUGUGUUCUGCAUGCGCCUGGGAAGAGACAAAACAGUGUUUGUAACUGGGUGGAAGAUGGUGAAGGAAGCUAUAGUGACACAGGCUGACAACUUUGUAGACCGGCCUUAUAUCCCAAUGGUUACCAGAAUAUAUUCAGGAAACUCAGCGGGUCUUUUCUUUAGUAAUGGGAUGGUGUGGAGGAGACAGCGACGUUUUGCCAUGGCCACAUUACGCACCUUUGGAUUGGCCAAGAGCUCCAUCGAGCAGAGCAUUUGUGAAGAGAGCCGCCAUCUCCAGGAGGCCAUGGAGAAGGAGAGAGGUGAGCCUUUUGACCCUGUGCCCCUCUUAAACAACGCAGUGGCCAACAUAAUCUGCCAGAUAGUCUUUGGGAGACGGUUUGACUACAGUGACCACAAGUUCCAGAGCAUGCUGAAGAACCUGACAGAGAUGGCCUAUCUGGAAGGCUCCAUAUGGGCUCUACUCUACAAUGCAUUCCCAGCACUGAUGAAACAUCUGCCCGGGCCUCACAAUGACAUCUUCAGCAACUCUAAGUCAUUGGAGGCAUCCAUCAGGUCUGAGAUAGAGAGGCACAAGUUGGAUCUGGACCCCAGCAACCCACGAGAUUACAUCGACACCUUCCUCAUCGAAGAGAAAUGCAACAGAAACAGUGAACUGGGCUUUGAUGAAAGAAACCUGGUUCUGUGUUGUCUGGAUCUAUUCUUGGCUGGCAGUGAAACCACCUCAAAGACCCUGCAGUGGGGCCUCAUCUACCUCAUCAAGAACCCUCAUAUUCAAGACAAAGUCCUGGCAGAGAUAGACAGUGUGAUUGGACAGACCCGACAGCCAACGAUGGCUGAUAAACCCAACCUGCCCUACACUGACGCUGUCAUCCAUGAGAUCCAGAGGAUGGGAAACAUUGUUCCUCUCAAUGGAUUAAGAAUGGCUGCCAGGAAUACGACAUUGGGCGGUUACUUUAUUCCCAAGGGAACAUCUGUGAUAACCAACUUGACAUCAGUCCUGUUUGACAAAGAUGAAUGGGAGACUCCGAACACUUUCAACCCCGGACACUUCCUGGAUGCUGAGGGCAAGUUUGUGAGGAGGGAUGCCUUUUUACCUUUCUCUGCAGGAAAGCGUGUAUGUCUGGGUGAAGGUCUGGCUAGAACUGAGCUGUUUUUGUUUUUCGUCAGUUUGUUGCAGAAGUUUUGUUUUUCCACUCUGGAUGGAGUUGAGCUUAGUACAGAAGGGAUCAUUGGAGCCACACGCACACCACUCCCUUUUAAAAUCUAUGCUAAGGCCCAUUGA
This is a messenger RNA of Scomber japonicus (chub mackerel), 1494 nucleotides long. RefSeq names its product cytochrome P450 2J1-like. The coding region runs from base 1 to 1494 and encodes 497 amino acids. Gene Ontology annotation, biological process: xenobiotic metabolic process. The record is from RefSeq and is a predicted model, not a curated record. Gene Ontology annotation, molecular function: oxidoreductase activity, acting on paired donors, with incorporation or reduction of molecular oxygen, reduced flavin or flavoprotein as one donor, and incorporation of one atom of oxygen; heme binding; iron ion binding. Gene Ontology annotation, cellular component: cytoplasm; intracellular membrane-bounded organelle. The transcript is spliced from 9 exons. NCBI's taxonomy places the organism in Eukaryota, Metazoa, Chordata, Actinopteri, Scombriformes, Scombridae.